Messenger RNA from Myripristis murdjan (pinecone soldierfish), 3436 nucleotides. It is a transcript of the gene ect2l, whose product is annotated as epithelial cell transforming 2 like. Gene Ontology annotation, molecular function: protein binding; guanyl-nucleotide exchange factor activity. The transcript has 21 exons. Lineage: Eukaryota; Metazoa; Chordata; Actinopteri; Holocentriformes; Holocentridae. Bases 310 to 3264 code for a protein of 984 amino acids. The record is from RefSeq and is a predicted model, not a curated record.
GGUGUUUUAAGGGGGAAAGCAAAUUUCAUAUUUCUCUGAAAUAUGAUUGUCCUGGUCAUUUACUCAGCUUCUUUGCCACUAAUGAUCUGCAGCUGGGAAACCGGAGGAGUGUGUGUGAAGGAAUGUGCGCUCCGCUUUGUUGAUGCGUCUCUAGGGAUACUGGCAGCAGAGGGUAGACAGCAGCAAAAAGAAAAUGGUUGUACCUAGGGACAUCUUUAGGAGCAGGUGGGUGCAGUAGACAGGCAGUGUGACUUUUGUUUUUUUUUUUUUUUUUAUCCAAACCGAAGUGUGAGUAAAACAGGAUCAUCCAUGGAGACGAGCCUGAGCCUGGAGGGCAGGUCGGCGCCUCACUCGGUGAAGCGGUGGCAGCUGGACGGGACAGACUAUGAGCCGCAGCAGGGCCGCAGCCUGAGGUCCGACACCCGCUUCAGCGCCUGGACUCCCCUGGUCAACAAGCAGUCCAACCAGCAGCUGUUUGAGGAGAGGCUCUGCUUGCUCCUGCACUGGUUCGACCUGUGGACCGACCGACAGAGGAAACACCUGCUGCACUCUCUGCUCACACGGUGCACCAAGUCACAGCUCAAGUACUGCAGGGAUUGGCUGGUUGAAACAAUCCCAGUGACCCGAGUGGACUUUACGGCCGUGCUGCCAAGGUUUUUGUCUCUGUAUGUGAUGUCGUUCCUGAACCCUCGUGACCUUUGCGCCGCCGCCCAGGUCAGCUGGCACUGGAGGAUCCUAGCAGAGCAGGACUGCCUGUGGGCCAGCCGGUGCAUCCAAAAGGGCUGGUUCUUGCCUUACUGCCCAGGACAAAAGGAGUAUGGAGCCUGGAAGAACCACUACAUCUCCUGCGUCUCCGCCCUGGACUGGCUCACUCCCCGAGAGGCCGCCGAGCAGUACGGGACCCUCAACCAGCAGAGCUUGGGGGCGACGGAGGAGGAGGAGGAGAGGGAGAAGGAGAGGAGGAUCAGACAGAUGAUCAGAGAGCGCCUGCAGGAGGAGAAGAAGUUUUCUCUGAGGACCAGAAGAGCCUGGGGCAGCAAUGCUCAGCCAAGAGGAACCCGGAGCGGCAGCACCCAGAGAGAGAGGCCCAGGUCGGGGAUAACAUUCAGCUCUUGGCCCUCCCUCUCCUGGUCUUCAAGGACUGGAGGAUCUUCCAGCUUGGGACAAUCCAUGAGUGCCGCUCUGAGCCUGGAGAAAGCCCAAAUCUCCAGUCCAGUCAGUGGAAGUGCAAGCAAGGCCAGUGGAGCGCUGUCCUCUUUGACGUAUAGACCUCCAUCUGUACACACAGACUCACACAUCCAUCGCUCCAGUCCUGCCCUGUUACUGCUGCUGUCCAACAGGAUUCCUGCCUAUGAGUUGGUGCUGAGUGGUGUGAGGACAGAGGUGACGGUGGUUCUUUACGACCACAGAGGGACUCUCUCGGCUCUGUUAACCCAGGUGGAGAGGGCUCUUUCUGGGCAGAGAGCUCAGAGGCUGGGCCUGCUAGCUCCAGGAGGAACAGAGGAGAUUUGUCUGCUUCACAGUAGUAGCCUAUCAGAGAGGACUGCCCUGACCCCUGACCUUAGAGACUUCUGGGAAAAACUGUGCGGCUGGGUCGUGCUAACUGAGGAAGGAGGAGGUGUGGAUAUCUUCUCCCCCCUGGCAGCAUCUGCAUCAGGUGUAAAUCUGAUCCAGACUCUGUCCAAUCUGACCGGUCUCGAGGUUCAGGCUCCGAUGGGUCUUGCCACCGGGGGUUUCCAGAACAUCCUGAGUGAGUGGUCUGCUGGCAGUGUGUGUGACAGUGUGUGUGAGGAGGCAGCGGCCCCAGCACUGCGGUACAUGUGUGAGGGUGUAUUGCAGGGUUGGUGCAGGCAGGCCCAGUGGAUGGAGGAGGCUCUGGGGGAGCUCAGGGGCCUCGUGGGCCUGAAGCUGCAGCGGUUCAGCCUGCAGGCCAGGGGCCGCGCUCUCGGUCAUUUCCUGUGGGAGAGAAUCCGCCUUGAGGAUCUGUGUGUGUCUAAAGAUCUGUGUGAGGCUCUGACUGAGGGCCUCGCCGCGCUCUCCAGACAGGAAGAGUCCAGACCUUUGGAGUUCCUCUGUGACUUCCUGGCUGGAUGGAACAAGGAGAAGGAGGGAGGAGAGGAGGGAGAGGAAAGAGGAGGAGGACCGAGUCCCAGUUGCUCCCAGAGAUACCAUAGCACCAUACCUGAACUAACACAGAUCUCUCUCUCUCUCUCUCUCUUUGUUCAGACAGUGUUAGACUGGAGAGGUGCAGUAGCCAGAGAGCUGCAUCACAGUGAGGCUCAGUAUCUGGGCAGACUGGGCGCUGUGCUAAAGGUUUACCAUGAGCCUCUCUCAGCGGCUCUGAACUCCAACAGAGUCAUCCUCAGCUUCGCACACAUCCACAUAGUCCUCAGUCCUGUCAAGCAAAUACUGCAGCUCAACAAGGUAUUUCAGACAGAACUGGAGGCCAGGCUGGAGCAGUGGGGUGCAGAGCAGUGUAUCGGAGAUGUGUGUGUAAGGCUGUGCUCAAAACUCAAAGUCUACACCAACUACCUCAACAAUUACCCCACUGCUCUCCACACCAUCGACAUGUGUAGGGAGACAAACCCUGCAUUCCGGGCUUUCUUGAAGAGAGCAGACAGAACUCUUCCAACACACAUGCUGAGCCUGCAGGAGCUGCUGCUGUGCCCCGUGUGGCGGAUUCAGGAGUAUGUGACUCUGCUCCAAGCUCUGGCCUUACACACACACCCCGGUCACCCUGACCAUACACACCUCUCCUCCGCCCUCAACACACUGCGGCAAUACAGAGAGUUCAUACAGAAGUUGAAGAAAAACUCAGAGAGAGACAGAGUGAUGGAGGAAACUCAACAAAUGAUCCACGGCUGUCCGCACCUGUGUGAAGGAAACAGGCAGCUGAUAAUGACUCAGGAUGCUGCUUUGCUCCGGAGCCCUAAUGAAGACAUCCCAGACUCUCUGAGGACCUAUGAACAGGUGUCAGACGUGGGCUUGUUCCUGUUCACCGAUGCUCUGGUCUUGACGCAGAGGAGUGUGUGUCACACACCGUUCAUGCUCACUAACCAGAGCACACACGCUUUCCUGGCCUCUGUAGCUGUUGGCAGCCUGGCUGUCAGAGAGAUCACACACACGCGCUAUGUGUGUCAUGCCUUUGUCCUGGAGGGGCCGUGUCGCUCCUGGGUCUGCGCCACAGAGACAGAAGAGGAUAAAGAGCGGUUCCUCUGCGCACUGCGUUCAGCCAUAAACACUGCUGCGACGGGACAGCAGUGACAGGAGUGUGGCCUCACACCAAAAACACAAGGGGAGGUUUGGACGGCUCUUUGCUGUGAAAAAUUACAAAGUUCAGGAAAUGUGUUUCCAGGAAUUUGUUUCCAACACAAAUUGUCUUCUAUGCUACAUUUUUAUUUGUAGCACAUCUGCCACUAUUAAAAUGUCUGUCUGA